AUUUCUCAGUACACGGAAGUGCUUUCCGUGUACGUCACGUCGGAAGCGACCUUCAAGCUUGCGAGCCUGCCUUUUUAUAAAGCAUCCACAAAGUGGCUCCAACGGGUUGUGGCAGCUGCCUCAGCCCCCUCACCCCACCCGCCAGAACCGCCGCGUGGGCCCGACGGCGCCCACCGCCAUGCCAUUGCGAACGGGCCUCCCCCGCCUCUCCAGCAGCCAGAGCCAAGUCAGCAGAGAAGCGAGUCCUCCGAGUCGGUCGGGCUUGCCGGCCCCUCAGGCUCCCAGCAUCGCCGGCCCGCGCCUGGGCGUGAGCGGUGUCUGUCAGGAAGGCAGGCAAAACUGGGGCGAGGCUCUGGCGGAGCAGGAAAGGAAUGCGGGUGGGAAGGGAAGAGAGCGAGGCACCAGCAGCGGGCAUGUAGGGGCAGAACCCGCCAGCAUAAGCGAGGGCACGCGGCAGAGGAGGGCGGGCUCUCGCCGUCGGAAGUCCAAGUAGGAGAAAGCGCUCCCUCGGCAGGCACUGACAGACCACGCGGCGGCGGCGGCGGCGGCUCCCACGGCCAGAGCAUCGUGGGCAGACUGAGGCAGCGCCGCUGCUGCUUGGCCCCAUGACGCCCGAGAAGGUGCUGCGGGAGGGGGUGCUGGAGAAGCGCAGCGGGGGACUGCUGCAGCUCUGGAAGAAAAAGCGCUGUCUGCUCAGCGAGAAAGGGCUGCGGCUCUUCGAGGCCAGCAGCCGGGGCUCGACGCGCUGCAAGGAAUUCAGCUUCGCGCACGUCAAGGCUGUCGAGUGCGUGGAGUGGAAGCAGCGGCACAUCUACUUCACCGUGGUGACGGACGGCGGCGCCGAGAUCGACUUCCGCUGCUCCCAGGAGGAGCCCAGCUGGAACGCCGACAUCACCAUGGCGCUGGUGCGCUUCAAGAACCAGCAGGCGGUGCAGAUCGUGCGCGCCAGGCACAGCUGCAGGGCCGCACUUCAACAUGAGGCCGCUCCAGGCACCCAGAUCCUGGUGAAUGGGUCAAAGGAGCCAGACCCUCAGCUCAACAUGGGAAAAGUGGAGGAGCUGAUGACUGUGGCAUCACCUGCCAAUGGACAGAAAGUCAUUUCCAGCUGCAACUGAACACAGGCCAGUUAAUUCUCUUCAGUGGCAUCACUGCUGGAAAACCAAGUGGUGCCAAAAGCAUCCAGCAGAUCCUGGGUCUCAGAUCUAGCUAGAAUGAGCUUUUGUUUCCUGCCAUGUCUUUGCUGUGACACUCACCUGCCUUCACCUCUUGGUAAGGCAUUGACAAGGCCUGCAGCCAAACUGCUGUGGGCUGAUAAAUUGCCUUUGUACCCUCAGUAGCCUUAUCCAGGGUGGUGCACCUCAAUGGACUUCGUAGGCUAGGUUGAAGACACACGAGGCAGCAAGAGUGGUGAAAGAGAAUCAUUCCAUCACUUCAUAGGGUAACAGCCUGGUGCUGGGCAGCAUGCUGGAAGAAACAGAAAACAGAGGAUUGAGGAGAAAGAGCUUAUUUUGCAAGCUGAGCCUGUCGGGUACCAUCUGGCAGCAUCAUGGCACCUCCCUCCUUACCAACUCCAGUGGCUGAACCCAGUGGAUGAAGUGACUGUGAACUUGCUGCUGUGAUAUCUGAGAAGUCACCUGUUGCUGGAAAGAAGUAUGUAGGGCUAGAAGCUGAAAUGGAAUAUGAAUGUUAGCAACUUUAAACAAAAUGAACAGCGCUGGUUGAGGCAGUGGGCCCAUUCUGACCACCUUGUGCUCCAGCUCAGUCAAUCAUAUCAUCAAUGAUCAUAUUGCACUCUUGUAUUGCACAUUUUUUUCCUGUUAACUGUAUCAGAUCUAAUUAUGUAUAAACCUUUAUUAAUAACAUUUCAGGACAAUCAA
This is a messenger RNA of Hemicordylus capensis (graceful crag lizard), 1877 nucleotides long. It is a transcript of the gene PHLDA3, whose product is annotated as pleckstrin homology like domain family A member 3. Gene Ontology annotation, cellular component: plasma membrane. Bases 606 to 1115 code for a protein of 169 amino acids. The record is from RefSeq and is a predicted model, not a curated record. Gene Ontology annotation, molecular function: phosphatidylinositol phosphate binding. The transcript is spliced from 2 exons. Gene Ontology annotation, biological process: negative regulation of phosphatidylinositol 3-kinase/protein kinase B signal transduction; positive regulation of apoptotic process; intrinsic apoptotic signaling pathway in response to DNA damage by p53 class mediator. Lineage: Eukaryota; Metazoa; Chordata; Lepidosauria; Squamata; Cordylidae.